AUGUGGAACAUCUCUGCCUGGCUCGACGAAAUUGAACCGCAGACCCCUUUGGGAGCGCAAGGCACCAAGAAGCGAAAACGCGACCGCGAGACCACCCCUACGGAGAAGCGCCCGCGGCUCGCGCCAAUGGACGCCAACAUCAGCACCGGGACACGCGCCUCCGCCGCCGCCCGGCGAAGUAGUCCACGAAAACAAACGGGGCUGAUAUCGAUCUUCGAGGACGAUGACGUUCGCCUUCCUUCGACACCUCGCGUGCGACCGGCGGGACUUGGAGAGGGGAAUACACGGUGGAACGCGUCGUCGUCUGCCGCCGCAGCGUCGGCAGGGGAAGAGGCGCACGCCGUAGCGAUGCUUGGAGGUGAGGAUGGGGAGCAAACACCGCGGAAAAAUGCACCCCGCCGUGCAGAACAAGAGCAAACACCGCGAAACAACGCGCGCCGCCCUACAGAACGAUUUCAACCACACUUCCGUCCGCCGCACAUGUCAGAGUCUGCUUCACAGUCGAGCAGAAGCUCCGCCGGGAGAUCCAAGAGUCCGGUCAAGGAUAUGGUGGACUUGCAGAUGGCCGAUGCGCCUAUUCGCCAGUACGCUCGCCGCGAUACGCCGCUUCCUAGAUGUGUUUAUCCACUGCUUGAAAGGCUUGAAGACUUUGCCGAUGGCAAUGGAGUUGUGCCCGCCAUAGCAAAGGAGGCGACAAAACGUGAAGUCACUAGAUUUUUUGAUCGUUGGGUGGCCGAAACUCCCGAUCCAAGCGAUGAGCGCGAUCUAGUGGACCUGCUGGACAUCGUCGAGUAUGCGCAGAGCCUGGAAGGGUACAAUCAAGCCGAGGCCGCUUGGAAUUCUGAAGCACAUUCGCCUAUCUUGCGAGUGGCUCUGAGAAGCUUCCCUGGUCGAGUCACCCACUACAACGUAACCCAAGCUCGGCCUAUACCGGAAUUCCUUCCCACUCGAGGGCCGAGAAUUACUGAAGCCCGUUUGGUAGACUACGCUGUCUCCAUCACACCAACCCCAGAUGAGGAUAGAGACAUUAAUCACCUCCUCCGGAGAGAGCCAGACUGCAGGGCGACCAUCAGUCAGAGCCGAGCGACAGCUCUCCGCACCCACCCUAUCGCUAUCUCCAUCGAGACCAAGGCAGAUUCUGGCACUACCGGUGAAGCAAAGAACCAACUCGGUGUCUGGGCAUAUGCACACUUCGAGCGCAUGCGGACACUGCUUGGCCUGGAAGAAGAUGUCCCACCAGGCGAGGAAAGCAUUAUGGCAGUUCAUCCUAUCAUCUACGUGCAGCAGCAUGACUGGAUCAUGGCGCUUGUAGUUGCUCGAAAGGCUGGGACCGAGUUCGCUGAGAUUGAUCUCAAGCUACGCAUUGGUGGGACGGGAUCGUUGUUAGAGUUGUGGAAGCUAAGGGCUUCGUUGAGGUGUUUGGGGCAAUGGGCCGAGGAGAAAUAUUGGCCUACAUUGUACAAGAGGAUUAGGGCGACGUUGGAAAACCUAGGCGACGUGUAA
Pseudocercospora fijiensis CIRAD86 is the source of this 1503-nucleotide messenger RNA. RefSeq lists its product as uncharacterized. NCBI's taxonomy places the organism in Eukaryota, Fungi, Ascomycota, Dothideomycetes, Mycosphaerellales, Mycosphaerellaceae. The transcript has 3 exons. The record is from RefSeq and is a predicted model, not a curated record. The coding region runs from base 1 to 1503 and encodes 500 amino acids.